GGAGUGGAGACAAUCUGCUCUAAAACACCAAAGAAGAAGAAGAGUCCGUCUGUGGCAGCAGGUUAGCUGACAGAAGAGUGGAGUUUAAAGCGAAACACGAGAAAAUGGACAGAACGGUCAGUCUCCCCAACCAACCAGAAAAGGUCACUACAGUGAAGCUGGUUGAGAGCAGCACGGCCCCCAGCGGAGUGGAACUGGUCAACCUCUACCAGACCAACAGAGUUGGCGACCCCAUGACCCUGGUGACCCUGGCCGAGCAAGUACAGAAGGCGGAUGAUUUCAUCAAAGCCAAUGCUUGCAACAAACUGACCGUGAUUGCUGACCAGAUCAGGUACUUGCAAGAGCAGGCCAGAAAGGUUUUAGAAGAAGCAAAAAGAGACGCCGACCUCCACCAUGCUGCCUGCAACAUUGUGAAAAGGCCAGGCAGCAUGUAUUACCUGUACGAGCGACCUUCUGGACAGAAAUACUUCUCCAUCAUCUCCCCUAAGGAGUGGGGACCGAGCCGCCCUCAUCCAUUUCUUGGUGCAUUCAAGCUUCAGCAUGACAUGUCCUGGACCCCUGCAGACGAGGUGGAGAAGAGAGACGCAGAGAUCGCCAUCAUGGCCAAAGUGCUCAGCCAGCAAACGGCCUUACCUCCGUACACAGAACCCAACUUCAAAGGUCUCACCGAAUGAAGGCCCGCUGAAUCUGGACCAAACCGGGCCAAAAAAGGAUCAGAGAGUCCAUACUGGGCUUAGAAACUGAUAUCUGAGUCACAGUGUGUCUUAACCUGCAACAAGUGCAUAAUGGCUUAGUUAAAGUCGUUUUGUUGGAAAUAUCAAACGGGGACCCAUGAAAGCCUCUGUUAAAGAUGCAUGUAAGGUAAAAAUAUUAACACAAACUGAUAAUUCAUAUCAGAACAUCAUCCCUCUGCAGCUAUCAGACUACAUGCUGAACUGGACCAGAAUAACUACUUUAAAGCGUAAUGUUUAGAUUUCUGACAGGCUGCUACACGUCCACAUCUACAGCUGCAGCUCACCACUUCUUUCUGGAAUGCUGUCAGGAAUGAAGUCCAAAAAGUAAAACUUGUAGACAUUCAUUACACAGAGUGAUGUAUUUCAAGCGUUUAUUUCUGGCCAUUUAGAUGAUUCUGGCUUUAAGUUGAACAAAUCCAAAAAUUCAGUUUCUCAAGAGAUCAAAAAAAUGACAUCAGACCAAUAAAACAGGAUUUAAAUACAGAUACAUGAACCUACCAAACAGCUCAUCUGCAUUGUUGGUUCUGGUGUCUCAUCUUCCUCCAGACAACAGCCCAUAGGUUCUCUGUGGGGUUCAGGUCAGGUCAUAAAGCUGGUGUUACCAUGGUGAUUAAAGCAGGUACUGGUACCUUUGGCAGUGUUGGCUGGUACCAAGUCCUGCUGGAAAAUGAAAUCAGCAUCUCCACAAAGCUUGUCAGCAGAACAGAACAUAAACACCUUGAUUAAUGGAAGUUUUUCAGAAACUGAAUUUUGGGUUUUCACCAGAUGUAGGCCAGAAUCACCAAAAAGAACAGAAAUAAACACUGUAAAUCUCUCACUAUUUGGAUCUUUUUGCUGAAAGUCAAAGAUGACAAAGUAUUUAACUUCUUCCUCUUUUAAUGUCAAAAUCAUUAAACUGCAAUAAUUAUUUCAUUUUAAA
Girardinichthys multiradiatus is the source of this 1653-nucleotide messenger RNA. It is a transcript of the gene c20h1orf50, whose product is annotated as chromosome 20 C1orf50 homolog. Bases 105 to 674 code for a protein of 189 amino acids. Lineage: Eukaryota; Metazoa; Chordata; Actinopteri; Cyprinodontiformes; Goodeidae. The transcript has 5 exons. The record is from RefSeq and is a predicted model, not a curated record.